GCCUACAACACGCCCCUUGUUUGAGGUUGUCCUUGGGAUAGUCGCUCUCGUCGUCGAGGAUCAAUCAACAAGUCUUUUGUAAUAUGUUGUCUUCUGUCUUCUUAGUAAUUUCGCCGCCCCCAGGCUUUCACGCUUUUGUACACGCUCCUCCACUUGGCGCGUGCAACUCCUGCAGAUCCGUUGACAUAGUGUCUGAAUUAAUUACUCCCAGUAAUAUUGUCCCUUCAUCAGCACAGUCAGGGGGCCAGCUGAUUUCAUGCGGAAAAUGAUUAGCGGCCCUUGCGCAAUCGCAGUCUUGCUUCUCCAGAGCCGCUAUCAUCAAUUACCAAAUUAAAUUUCCUCAUCCAGAGAUAUGGAUUUUUGCCUGGACAUUUUUGGCCAGCAGCCAAGACUCAACAUCCAUACGCAAAUAUGUCUCUGCUUUGCGAUGCCCGAUGGUGUUGCGCAGUCCACCAUCGUGAGUAGACUGGAAUCUGGCCUUCGCCAGCUAACGGCCGGCUUUCCAUGGGUAGCGGGCCAGGUGGUCGUUGAAGGUGAAGGCGCAGGGAACUCUGGAGUUUUCAAGAUCAAGGAGCUGCAAGAAAUCCCCUAUUUUGCAGUGAAGGACCUCAGAACAGACACCUCAGCUCCAACCAUGAUGAGGCUGAGAGAAACCAAUUUCCCAAUGAGAAUGUUGAACGAAUCUGUUAUUGCGCCUCGCAACACAUUUCCCGCAGCCAAUGCCGUCAGCGUACGCGAAUACGGUUCGCCUGUGUUCCUUGUACAGGCAAACUUCAUCGUUGGCGGCUUGGUACUCACAUUCCUGGGCCAGCAUCAGACCAUGGAUAUCGUGGGGCAAGGACAGAUUAUGCAUCUCCUCUCGAAGGCCUGCCAUGGUGAAUCUUUCACAGAGAACGAGCUGUCAUCCGGUAACCUCCAACGUCAAAACCUCAUUCCUGUUCUUGAUAAUUACGAACGUGGCCCCGAGCUUGCUCGUCAUCUGGCUGCCACUGCAACCGGUCCAACUCGCAAUGGUCUCGACAAGCAUGAAACAAAGCCAACUCAGAUUAUGUGGGCAAGUUUUACCUUUCAUCCCACAUCGUUGGCAGCCUUAAAGGCCACUGCUGUCAAAACUCUCCCAAGUGGUUCCAGCUACGUAUCUACUGAUGACGCGCUGAGCGCAUUUAUCUGGCAGAGCAUCAUGCGCGCGCGCGCCGAUCGGUUGCCACCCAACAGAGAAACGACCUUUGCGCGAGCCAUUGACGUCCGCUCGUUUGUCGACGUGCCGGCGACGUACACGGGUAUCGUGCAGAACAUGACGUACGCGACGUAUACGAUACAAGAACUCGUCGUACUCCCGCUGGGUGAAAUAGCCUCCACGCUGAGAGCUGCUUUGGAACCCAAUACCACGAUCCUCCCUUUCCACACACGUGCCUUGGCCACCUACUUGCACAGCCAGGCUGAUAAGUCGCAUGUCUCCCCUGCCUCGUCAUUGGACUUUUCAGUUGACGUGAUAGUAAGUUCGUGGGCAAAAACGAAUAGCUACGACUUGGAUUUCAAUUUGGGACUAGGCAAGCCAGAGGCUGUUCGCCGGCCAUGGUUUACGCCACUGCAGAGUUUUGUCUAUCUCAUGCCUCGAAAGGCUGACGGUGAGAUUGCGGUAGCAGUGUGCCUUGAAGAAGAGAACAUGAAAAGGCUGAAGGCGGACAAGGAGUUUAUGACGUACGCAAGGCACGACGGAUAAAUCAAGUAGCAAAGAAGGUGAAGGUCAAAGAACAGCGGCAUAUAUCCCAUGAUAUCCCAUUGAUUAUGGUGCUGGAGUAUAUAUAUAUAUAUAUAUGUAUAUGUAUUUAAAAUAAGUAACUGAUGAAGCUCAAAAACUAUUAUGAUACUCCAAUAGAUCAAAGUCGAUAAUGGCUUGCCAUAUCUACAGUCAUGUUUAUGCGUUUAAUAGUCCAAGUCGAUACAUUCGCAGCCUGAUAUUUACACGCCGCUGUGCGAUGAUUUUAUUUCCUCCUGUAGAAAGGAAUAUUUUUGUAUGUCUCAGGCCGUGGAUGUACUCCACCGCGGGUCUAUGAGAUCGGUUGUCCGACAAGAGGGUAUCAUUCAUUAUACAUUCGCCUCCUCUUGGCAGUAAUUAAAACAACGGUUUAAUGGCCCCCGGGACUGCCUGUCAAAUGGUUGCAGAGCACACUGCCCAAGAAAACACCACCGAGUACCGACAAAAAA
Trichoderma harzianum CBS 226.95 is the source of this 2208-nucleotide messenger RNA. RefSeq lists its product as hypothetical. The record is from RefSeq and is a predicted model, not a curated record. The coding region runs from base 353 to 1723 and encodes 456 amino acids. Lineage: Eukaryota; Fungi; Ascomycota; Sordariomycetes; Hypocreales; Hypocreaceae. The transcript has 2 exons.